UGUCUGCAGUGUCGCGCUCGCGCUCGCGCCGCAGUCUUUCACAUGUGCGAGAUCGGAUAAGCAUGUACACUCGAGGUAGGGGUGAGAGGAGCAAUACUGUGGUCCCUCUGGUAAUCAUGCUCGCGUCCUCCGUGUUGGCGGACGGUCUCCUCUCCUGUAGGGCCAAGACGUGCAGUCAUCCCACGCCGUCACCCGUGUGGCAGAACCCGUGCGGUCUUCGCAACCGCAUUCUCGCCCGCAAACGCUACCUAAACUUGGCUCUCGAGAACAACGAGAUCUCCCCUGAUGGUCUGCGUCACCCAAGCACCAGGCCGCUGAGACGUGUACGCACCCAACUGAGGAUAGCCUACAACCACUUCCGCAGCGGCCUCCUUCAGCGGGACAUCGCUGUCGUCUACUCUGGGGUGAAGAACUUACUAAAGGAAGAGUUCGAAUACGACUGGCUACCUGGAAACCAGCUGGCCUGGUACCGGGACUCUAUCAAGUGUCUGGACAAGAAAUCUAAGGUUGAGGUACUGCUGCCCAGUCUACACUCAGCCUUGCAGAACUUCUCAGCUACGUUUGAGGACCUGCGUCGCUACGGGGGCGAGUCACACCACGGAGAACACCAAGAGAUCUACUACACCCGGAGCCAUCUAUUAGCAGAGAUCAGCCAUCAGGUCAAGAAGCUUCUGUGUGAGGUGGAGACGUCUAUCCUGAACGUAGGGCUGCAACUGCCGUCGCGGCUGAGUGCUGAGGCAGGAUACAACAUGAUCUGGGACGUACAGCCAGACCACACUGGCGGUCUGAUCCAGGACUGGGGCGUGCUGGCGGCCUAUCAGACGUUCCUGGACGACUGGCUCAAGAUAGUGCGGCGACUGGUGGGCAACAAGAGCAACAUUCCGUGCAAGCCGCGACACAAGAAGAAGACGACCAGGAAGAAGCUCAAGCCUCGGAGAUAGAGGACACUUUUAGGUUAAGUACAGUACGGGUGGAGAGCGGAUAAAGGGACAGUCACACUGGAACUCUUAAAAACUACUCAAGCAUAUGGUUGGCAAUUCAUUUUCAAAACCGUAAGAAAUAUUGGUAAUAAAAUAAACUAAUUAAAAACGUUGUUUGUGUAAAACUCGUAUUGGGUUAACAAUAAGUAAGCUCUUUAUUCCAAGUUAACUGUUGGAUAUUUAGGACUCUUACAAAACACAAAAUCAACAGAAAAUCUCAAAAUAAGUAUCUUUAAAGAACGGAAUGCCAGUGUGUACAGAGAAUAAGGUGUUAAGGUUGUAGUUAUAAAUACCUUCAUCUGCCUUUACCCGAAGAAUUAAAUAGCCUAAUAUUCUGUGGAAAACUGUCAGUAUUUUAAUACUAUUUAUUAUAGAUGAAUGUACGUGGUUUUACAAAUACAGGGUAAGAUAAUAGCUUUAAGUAUAGUACAUAGUGUUUUUGUUUUGUAAGGUUUCAAAUGUUGGACGUGGAAUUAAGUUGUUAUAGUGAUCAUACACAAUUGGACACUUUUUAUGUUAAACUAUUUGGUAAAAGUAUUACAAUUUUACGCAUUAUCUUGUGAAAGGUUAGUAGAUAGAAAAUAAACCUUUCAAUGUACGAUACGUUUCCACCAAGAAGAUAUUUAUAUAACCUUAAAAAGCAAUACAAAAUGUUCUUACAACAAGGGGACAUAAUAAAACUGCACCCAGAACAUUUAUGUCUUACUUCCUUUAACGGUGAAAACUCUGUAAUUUGUUAAAUCAUCAUUGUGCAAUUUUAUUAUUUAGUGUUUAAAUUAAGAUAUUAGUUGACAAUCAAUAGAAUUAGGUAUGUAUACAAUCAAACCAAAUCUAUAUAGAAUAUGCCUGAUUAUUUAUACUUUAUUUUAGGUAGCGAAAUGAUAAUAGUUUUAUAAGGAGUAAAUCAAACCUUUUAGGAAGCUCAAACAAACUUUCGCUCCAAGAUCGGUUGUUGCAUUCCUGUUUACGGUACGUAAUGUAGUAACUAGGGCUGGAAGCAAGGUCUAGGAACUCCACCUAGGCAAACAAGAUGUGGGGCCGCAGAAGAUCAUGUGAACCAACUUUUUACAGAUUUAGUUUAAAAGGUUUUACACUAAUGACAAAAAUCAGAUGUAUUUUAGCUUUGUUCAAAUUGGUUGGGAACUGAUACCACAUCCAUUCAAUUUGAUAUAUGAUACCUUUCUAGAAACUAUUAUAACUUACGUUACCCCUUGGCUAUAUGUUGUUUCCAAUUGAUAGUAACUGAUUUGUUACACCGGAGUGUGGUGGAUUCUGUUAUUAAUCAAUUCCUAGUUUAUAAACCCUCCAUUGUCUGGAGCUAAUAGAGAGGUAAUAUUUUAAAACGACUUAACAGUACCAUCGUUAUUGAUUUUGAAAAUUACAACUUGAUAUUUAAGCAUUAGAGCUAUUAUUUCAUUCAUAAACAAAAUACUAGUGAAAUAUGCUUCAUUUUAAAUAUGGGAACCAACGUUUAUUUUAAAAGGGCUUAAAGUUUCGUUACAAACUCGAUCUACACUUACAACGAAUCCUAUCUAAACUUCGUAUCCUAUGGCAUGUAUACGAUAAAAUAUAAUACAUUUAUGUUGUUUAGCAAAGUACUUAACAAAUUUAGUAAUAUAUAUUAUGGUAGCAAUAGUUUAAAACUUUAAGGAAAAAGCAAAUGUAAGAUGUUUAACAAACAAGUUCCUAUUUUAGUUUAAGAUGGGUGUUAUCAAAGUGUCUUUCUUAUAAGUGUGUAAAUUAUUUAUUGUAGUUAGUCUCAUUUUGUAUAAUUGUU
Molecule: messenger RNA, 2757 nt
Organism: Macrosteles quadrilineatus (aster leafhopper)
Lineage: Eukaryota; Metazoa; Arthropoda; Insecta; Hemiptera; Cicadellidae
Exons: 5
Coding region: 63-941 (292 amino acids)
Source: RefSeq, a predicted model, not a curated record